Molecule: messenger RNA, 336 nt
Organism: Durusdinium trenchii
Lineage: Eukaryota; Dinophyceae; Suessiales; Symbiodiniaceae
Source: the annotation of a GenBank genome assembly
AUGAAGACUCUGAUGAGGACCUUCCAGGUGCUGGUCUUAUGCAAAGGGAAAGGACUACUUCAAGUUGCGGAACAGAAGGACCUCACCGACACUUCUGUUCUCGCCGGAGCAGCGAUUCGUCCGCUGCUGGAGACAGCAAAGAUUUUUUACAGUCAGUGCCAGAUUCUUCGCCGCUUUCUGAAAAGCCCGUCUGCUUUGACCCGUCUGCUUCCUCCCGUCGCCUCGAGGAGCUGGUGGGACGACGGCGCCGGGAAACUGAAAUGCUGUUUCAGCGGUGGAGACUGCGCUCAUGGCGCCUCAAAAGGCAAUUGCCGUCCUUUUCAUCACUCCUCAUAG